Poecile atricapillus (Black-capped chickadee) is the source of this 2312-nucleotide messenger RNA. Its product is annotated as basic proline-rich protein-like. The annotation marks the transcript as partial. The transcript has a single exon. Lineage: Eukaryota; Metazoa; Chordata; Aves; Passeriformes; Paridae. The record is from RefSeq and is a predicted model, not a curated record.
AUUGCUCCCUUCAGGAGUGCAGCAGCAGCGGCUGGAGGGGAGAAAACGCCUCUCCCCUCAGCAGAGAGGGGAUUUUGUGUGCUGAAACCCCAGUUCCAGCAGUUGGUGGUGGAGCCACCAGGGCUGGGGAGAUCCUGGGGCCGGGGCAGGGCAGCUCCUCAUCCUGGAGCGACCCUGGCUCUGGUUCCAGCCCCGGCUUCUGCUCCAGCUCCUGCUCCAUCCCCGGCUCCUGUCCCUGCUCCAGCCCUGGCUCCUGCUCCAUCCCCAGCACCAUCCCCAGCUCCAGCUCCUUUUCCAUCCCCAGCUCCAUCCCUGGCUCCUGCUCCAUCCCCAGCUCCAUCCCUGGCUCCUGCUCCAUCCCCAGCUCCAUCCCCGGCUCCUGUCCCUGCUCCAUCCCCGGCUCCUGUCCCUGCUCCAUCCCCGGCUCCUGUCCCUGCUCCAUCCCCGGCUCCUGUCCCUGCUCCAUCCCCGGCUCCUGUCCCUGCUCCAUCCCCGGCUCCUGUCCCUGCUCCAUCCCCGGCUCCUGUCCCUGCUCCAUCCCCGGCUCCUGUCCCUGCUCCAUCCCCGGCUCCUGUCCCUGCUCCAUCCCCGGCUCCUGUCCCUGCUCCAUCCCCGGCUCCUGUCCCUGCUCCAUCCCCGGCUCCUGUCCCUGCUCCAUCCCCGGCUCCUGUCCCUGCUCCAUCCCCGGCUCCUGUCCCUGCUCCAUCCCCGGCUCCUGUCCCUGCUCCAGCCCCGGCUCCUGUCCCUGCUCCAGCCCCGGCUCCUGUCCCUGCUCCAGCCCCGGCUCCUGUCCCUGCUCCAGCCCCGGCUCCUGUCCCUGCUCCAUCCCCGGCUCCUGUCCCUGCUCCAGCUCUGGCUCCUGUCCCUGCUCCAGCUCUGGCUCCUGUCCCUGCUCCAGCCCCGGCUCCUGUCCCUGCUCCAGCCCCGGCUCCAUCCCCGGCUCCAGCCCCGGCUCCAGCCCCGGCUCCUGUCCCUGCUCCAGCCCCGGCUCCUGUCCCUGCUCCAUCCCCGGCUCCUGUCCCUGCUCCAUCCCCGGCUCCUGUCCCUGCUCCAGCCCCGGCUCCUGUCCCUGCUCCAGCCCCGGCUCCUGUCCCUGCUCCAGCUCUGGCUCCUGUCCCUGCUCCAGCUCUGGCUCCUGUCCCUGCUCCAGCUCUGGCUCCUGUCCUUGCUCCAGCCCCGGCUCCUGUCCCUGCUCCAGCCCCGGCUCCUGUCCCUGCUCCAGCCCCGGCUCCUGUCCCUGCUCCAGCCCCGGCUCCUGUCCCUGCUCCAGCCCCUCUGGGUUGUUCAGCACCAGCCCAAGAGCCGGGUGGGUCAGGAGUUCAAAAACGCGAAGUUCCGAUCCCGCCGUGCCAGGGAAUUCCAGCCCUGCGUGGGAAAGCGGCGCUGGAGCAGCGGCUCAGCGAGGGGGUCCGGCCGCCAGCGAAGCUGCGACUUUAUUAGGGAGCCAAUUGAGGAGAAUUACAGUAAUUACUGCUCCGUGUAAUUAAGCGCUGGGGAAGGGCUCGUGCCGGAGGAUGAUGCUGGGCUCGGACUGGGCUCCGGGGAUGCUUCAGCCGCUUCCCCCCGCGGUGGGCGAGGAGCCAGACCCCACUGCCCAACUCCAGCCCUCGGUGGGGAUGCGGGGACCCACCGAGCCUGUGGGAUUUCCCCGCCCGCCGGCUUCCCACGGCUGCUCCCCAGGCACCUGGAACAGCCAGACUGCUUGCUGGAGGGGUUUGGGGGUUUUUUGAAGAGAUCUGGGGUUUUUUUUGCAGUGCAGUGGGACAGCAGCUCCGCUGAGGCUGUGCCAAAGCCCGGCAGACCUGGCAGUGCAGGGAGCUCAGGAAGAUGAACCCACGUUAUCUUCUAAAGUGUAUUAGUGAAACCACAUUAAAUCCUCAGGAGAUAAGUCUUAUUCCAGAUUUCAAGUGCUCUUAAUUCAAUUCCGCGGUGAAUGGAGCCACGUUGAAUUUAUGCCGCUUUAAUUGUGUGUGAAGUUUCCGUGCCUCGAUUUAAUGCCCGUUAAUGAGCGCCUUUCCCACUGCAGCCCUCCCUGCUCUCGCUGCCUCUGGGAUGUGCCAGGAGAGGGGAGCAGGGCACCCCGAGCCGUGUGUGCUUGCACAGCUCCAAACCAGGCCACGGCUGCCAAACCUCAACCUCACAGCUUGAGGAGAGAGCAGAGAGGGUGGGGAGGGGUGAGUGUAUCCAAAACCCCAACAAACGGGUGAGAAAAGGAAAAAUCCAUUAAGGGACAUCAGCUGCUCCAGUGCUGCUGUGGAUGGGGGAGGCUGGGGAGACACAGACUGUGGGCUCUGCCCCGAGCACUCCCUGCC